AAGUCCAACACAUUCGAUCACCAUUUCAUGAUCCCCAAUCUCUCCUCUCUCUAUCUAGCAAGCAGCAAUCAAAACCCUAAUAUCCUCCAAUCCGUGACAGACAAUGACGGUCUACAUGAGCCGAUUGUUCCGGAAAUCCAAUUCAAGCUUCCUUCUAUCAAGCGGCAAAGCUUUGAAAUCCCAAGUCUCACGCUUCAGAGACGACAUGCUCUUAGUAGACGCCGGAAUCGGAGCUCCUAAACUCACCAUGCCGGACGAACUCAGAGACAUCCCUGACGUCACUAAUUUCGAGAACAAAGUCGGAUUCAUGGAAGCAACGGCCGGCGAAACGUUAAUCAAAACGCAGCUGUUGGAACGAAUGUUUAUGGAUCUGGUCGCCGGUGAACCGGAUGCGAAAGAGCGAGCGAUUGCGAGGUUUAAUGAGUCGGUGGGAUCGACGGAGACGGUGGCCGGAGAACCGGCGAUUGUGCUGUCUCGAAGGUAUACGCAGAAUCAGGCGUUGAUUGAGUUGAAGAAGAAGUGGCAGUCACAUAAGAAGGUGAAGGGGUUUCCGCUGGAGAAAGUGAAAGGAGGCUAUUCGGUUGCGAUUGCAGGUUAUAUUGCUUUUCUUCCCUUUAGGGCUUCCUUGGCUAGACACAAGUUGAUGAAUGAUAAGUUUACUAUUGAGACCUUUAACCCUAAGAGGAAGAAGCUUACUGUCUUUUAGUCCUUUCCUUUUUCAUCCAAACAUUAUUAUUAUUAUUAUUUUGCUGCUGUUCUUUUGUUUCAACUUAAGAAGAAGAUGGAUCAUGAUUCUCUUUGAUAUAAUAAUAGUUGCUAAUGGUGGUGAAAAUUAGAGUUAGUUUUUGUAUUUUAGAAUAAACACAGGGUGGUUUCGUUGUUGUUGACAAAGCUUCAACUGGGCAGACAAACAUGUAAGUAAUUUUAUAAUUGUAAUCAUAGUCAUACUACUAGUUUUAU
Helianthus annuus (common sunflower) is the source of this 960-nucleotide messenger RNA. Its product is annotated as ribosomal protein S1, mitochondrial-like. The record is from RefSeq and is a predicted model, not a curated record. The coding region runs from base 104 to 706 and encodes 200 amino acids. The transcript has a single exon. Lineage: Eukaryota; Viridiplantae; Streptophyta; Magnoliopsida; Asterales; Asteraceae.